AUGGCCCAUCUUCCACCAAACUCUCCCUACGGCCUCCCGUCUUCACCGCGAGCAAUCCGACAGACGUUAGCACCACUGGAUACAUCUCUGCGGCCGAUGACCUCACCAGGUCCUUCCCCAUACCUAGCUUCCGAGAAGCGCUCACCACAACCCUCACCACAACCCUUCGUCGAUACCCGCCAGCGCAACCGCGACUCUCUCAUCUUCAUCAAUGCGACCAUUCCGCUCAGUCCGGCUUCUUCAUCCGAGAACAGUUUCAAGGAAGAGCCAUUCGACGGCCUGGCACCACGGAAGCGGACCGGACUCGCCCGCCUCUUCUGCUGCUUUGGCCGGCAGGAGCGCGCCCGGAGACGCGCGACGCGGUUCACCGAGUAUGAGAAAGUGGGCGAGAAGUGCCAUUGGUCGGAGCUGUAA
Molecule: messenger RNA, 414 nt
Organism: Trematosphaeria pertusa
Lineage: Eukaryota; Fungi; Ascomycota; Dothideomycetes; Pleosporales; Trematosphaeriaceae
Exons: 1
Coding region: 1-414 (137 amino acids)
Source: RefSeq, a predicted model, not a curated record